Molecule: messenger RNA, 4185 nt
Organism: Carassius auratus (goldfish)
Lineage: Eukaryota; Metazoa; Chordata; Actinopteri; Cypriniformes; Cyprinidae
Product: protein FAM78B-like
Exons: 2
Coding region: 1542-2327 (261 amino acids)
Source: RefSeq, a predicted model, not a curated record
GAUAGACACAGACAACAAAGACAGACAGACAGACAGAUAGACACAGACAGACAGAACAAGCUUGUUGAUGGAUAGAUAUUCUUGAAGUUUAAAUGUAAAAUAGAAAUGUACAUAGACAACAGGCUACAUAUCUUUUGUCAAUCAAACGUAGGAUACUGAUUCUACAGAAAUCGAUCAAGCAGCGUACUGUUGCUAUAGCAACUUCAGGUGAAAACGAUCUUUAGCGUUUACAGUGAUUAACAUGUAAUCUUACUGUAGUGAUUAUUGUAAUGUGCACGGUUUAGCCUACACAUUUAUAUACCUAAACAAAACAUUUUUUAAGAUGCCUCCACCCAAACAUGUUUUUGUUCCAGUUUUACAUAAAUAAACCUAUUCGUGUCACAAGAGCCUAAUGAAUGAUGAGACAUUGUUAAACACUGAUUAUACUCUAUCCGCACGCGUAACUUACAAGAUAGGAUACUAUUACUAAAGAAUUACGAAUCUGAGACUACACGUUUUCAAUAAGAUCCAGAAACAUCAACAGGUCCAAAACUCUGGGUAUCAAUCUUCAGUCACGCAUUACAUUAUAGCACUAUUGCACUGCAAAGUUAUUUCUAGUUUUGAUUUACGGAGAACCCAAGAUGAAGAACGGAGAGUAGCUACGUGAGGAGGACUCGAGCGCGCACUGGUACUCCCACGCGCCUCUGAUCGUUCAUUCAGCACCACAGCAACUGAACAGCGACCGCGGUGUGCACGCCAACGAAUGGGAUGGGGACGGUUUAUUUUAAAUCCGACAGAUAAGAUCACAUUAUUGCGGUUUAUCCAAUCUCAUCUGGAUGCCUCGUGUGUUAAUAUGCGGACGUCUGUUUACUGAAGGAAUAUUCACUAUAACGGAACGACAAAUGUGAUAUGAUCGAGAGCAUCACUCUGCUGUGUAACAUACUUUUUUCGCGGUUCCUAAUCUGUCGUAAAUCAUGAAAUACUUUGAGAUUGUUUGUUUUUCUGAAAGCGCAAACAUCAAUCGAGAAAAACAGAUUCGCGACCACCUCUUGUCGAGGCGAGCGGUCCGCCACACCUGACUGUUUUUCUGCCUCCGGUUGUGACAUGAAAACUCGGACCAGAAAGAAACGGAUGAAAGGGCGAAGAGCUGCCAAAAGGCCAUGUGGAUUUGAAAGAGAACAUAUCAGAUUGAAGUGGGAGCCCAGAACAACCCACAAGUCCGAUCGCGACUGACAAUCACAGGCAUGGGGACAGCAGAGAUCAAGAGACGGUCGGAGGUCUUGCAACCUGUUGUUGAUCUGGAUUAACGGGACAGAGAUCUGAUGUUCAUUAUAUCUAAAUGGCAAUGACUUGGGGGAAAACACCUGCUUUUGAUUGAUUUAUGUCUUGUUUUUGUGUGUGUGUGUGUGUGUGUGUGUUUCUUAAUACAAAUACAUUUGAGGAGUAGCUAAUUACAUUGGGCGCCUGGACUGGACAUGAGCUUAGAUUGAAACGUUUCUUCGGUAAUUUAAAUGUAUGUGUAUAAUUAUAUUUAUUUAUAUUAAUUAAAUUAAUAUCAAGCCAUGGGUUGCCUUCAGAGCGUCGCCUGCAAACCCCGAAUUAAACGCGAGAACAUCGUUGUUUACGACGUAUCUGCUACUAUUGACCACUGCCCGACAGUGAUCGAGGAGAAUUCACCCAUAGUGCUCCGCUAUAAAACUCCGUACUUCAAGGCCUCCGCCCGGAUAGUGAUGCCACCGAUCCAUCGGAACGAGGCUUGGGUGGUGGGUUGGAUUCAAGCGUGCACUCAAAUGGAAUUCUACAACACUUAUGGAGACCUCGGCAUGUCAAGCUGGGAGCUGCCAGAGUUACGGGAAGGACUGGUGAAGGCCAUCAGCGACUCGGACGGCGUGAGUUACCCAUGGUACGGAAACACGACAGAAACUGUGACCCUCUCCGGCCCCACCUCCAAACCUUCAUGCUUCACUGUCAGCAUGAAUGAUAACUUCUACCCCAGCGUAACAUGGGCCAUACCAGUGAGCGAGAGCAACGUGGCUUUGCUCACGCGGAUCAAACGCGACCAGAGCUUCACCACUUGGCUGGUGGCUUUAAAUAUGGCCACACAGGAAAAGAUCCUCCUGCAGACAGUUAAGUGGAGGAUGAAAGUAGACAUCGCUGUGGACCCCUCCAAGCCACUGGGCUCUCGAGCAAGACUCACCGGCCGGGUGCACCAGGACCAGCCCAAGGUGUUGACUCAUAUGGAACCGAUCCCCCCUAAUGCUCUGGGUAAACCCAAUGCUAAUGACGCACAAGUGCUAAUGUGGAGGCCCAAGCAAGGACCACCAUUAGUGGUGAUCCCCUCUAAGUAGCAGGCUGUGGGAAGCAGGUUUUUAAAUCAAGUCAAUUUGCCUUAAAUCCACACUGCUGCCUUUAUAGAGAUACUUGGUUCUUGAAUGGCCCUGGAGACACUUAAAGGGACAAUUCAUUCAAAAAAAUGAAAAUCUAAUUUUUUUUACUCACCGUCAUAUCACUCCAAACCUGUAUGACUUUUGUUCAUUCCAUGUAAUAUAUUAUCUGAUAUAUUUCCAUCCAGAGAAACAAAACACUGGACGCCACUGACUUUCAUUGUGUAGACAAAAAAAACUCUCAAAAAAUUCUCAAAAUAUCUUCUUUUGCGUUCCACAGAUAAUUUGGGUGAACUGUCCCUUUUAAUUUGAUAUUGACAUUUGCCUUAAAACCUCAGACUCAAGUAUCAAAGAAAAGAAACCAUACUCCUGGUAUACAUAAAUGGAUACUCCACCCAAAAAUAAAACUUGUCAUAAUUCACGAACCCUCAUGUCAUUCCAAACCUGUAUGACAUUCUUUUGUGGAACAUAAUUGAAAAAGAUUUAUUUUUUCGUCCCUAUAAAUGGAACACAUUGAGAUCCAAUGUUGUUUGGUUCCCAAUGUUCUUCAAAACAUUCUUCUGCAGACCAAAUAAUGCUUACAAGUUUGGAACCACAUGAAAGUGAAUAAAAUGACAAAACUGUAAUUUAUCGUUAAUUUUUCAGGUGGAAUAUCCCUAAAAGGCUGUUGAGAUCAAAGACUAUUCAACUAUUCCGAUAACUUAGCUCCAACGUUCUCUUUUAAAAGUUCUCUGUAAGUGGAAAACAUCAGAGCUAUAUAGAGCCAGUCUCGCUCCAGUAGAGCAGCAACCUUUACAUUGUAAUUAUAGAUACACAAUGUUUCAAAAGAAGAGAAGCUGAUGUGCUUGAAUGUACGACUUCAGAAGGUCUACAGCUGAAUUUAACAUCGCCUUUUAGCUCACUCAUAUUUAUUCAAAGUUGAUUUGAAGGAAGCAGAAAGCUCCAACCAUCAGAUGUCUGCUAUUCAGCACGGCAUCAAUUAAGAAGAUAUAGAAGACUUCUUAAUUCCACCGAGCAUAAUCUGGACUGUGAAUUCUGCUGCAGUGGAAAUGAGGGAACUUCAGCUGCUUACAUUUCUACACUCUAAGCUUAAGAACGUCUGGAGCUGUCUGCUAAUUCACUGUUCUGCUCACCUGGGAGCGAAGGAGUCGAGGGAGGGGAAGAAAAAGAUUUAAACAGUGCUGCAAACACCAACUCCCACUGCUACUCAUUAGAGAGGUGAAAACCAUCCAGACCUUCCUACUGAGAUUUCACACACACAUCCAGAAACAAAAGCACAACAAACACCCAACCGCUGCCUUCUUUGAAACACCUCCUCUUCCUUAGAGAGUCCUGCACCUGCACAAAUUACAGUGGAGUGACUGCUUCAUUAUCAAAAAUGAAUCGGUUCGCUUGAGCAUUAAAGCCACUGGAUUUGUAUAAACUGAAUUAAUGAUGCCAUUAGGGAUGUACAGACUUCAAAAACAACAUUACCAAUGCUGGUCUUCGGAGGUCAAUGUAGAGUUUAUUGAUUUUGAGGUUCACAGUGUGUUCUGAAGGACUGGGGCAGCUAGAGCAUCCGAACUGUAAAAUCUCUUUUCCUUUUUAAUUAAUUACUUUUUUUUCAAACGGUGACUGCAUGCAUUGUUUUUACAUCUUUUGAAAAAAGGAAAAAAAAAGCCAAGCCUUUUCUUUAAAAUUUUGGGCUGCCCUGGUGAAAAUGUGUUUUGUUUGGAAAAAAAUAAAAUAAAAAAAAGACAAUUAUACACCUGAUUUAAUAUUACUCCGCACCAGAUACUAAUAUACUGUAGCUUCACACAUAGUGCAAAGUUGAUAAAAAAAA